Vigna unguiculata (cowpea) is the source of this 834-nucleotide messenger RNA. RefSeq lists its product as uncharacterized. The record is from RefSeq and is a predicted model, not a curated record. Lineage: Eukaryota; Viridiplantae; Streptophyta; Magnoliopsida; Fabales; Fabaceae.
AUGAGGAGCACUUGUCCUCAGCUUGGUAGUAGGCGGGCGUGUUAUAGAUGUGGCCAGGAAGGUCACAUUCUCAGAGAUUGCCCUACUGGCCGGAGCACAGUGCCAAGACUUUCGGCGCAGUCGCAGCCGCAGCAGACACGGGGAAGUGCUAGACCUCAGGCAGCUGGUAGAGUAUAUGCCAUGACGGGCACAGAGGCGAACAAAGCAGGUAACCUCAUCUUUGGGUCUUGCAUGAUUGAUGGUAGGAGCCUAUGUGUACUAUACGAUUCAGGAGCGACACACUCUUUUGUGUCGGAGUCUAUAGUGUUGGAGUUGGGUCUUCUGGCGAAGGAGCUCCAGUAUGACCUGGUGGUGUCCACGCCUGCUUCUGGGUUGAUCAGAACCUCGACCUUGUGUGCUAGGUGCCGGAUCGAGGUUGAGGGACGCCAAUACCGGGUAAACCUGAUCUGUUUACCUUUGGAGGGCUUGGAUGUGAUCUUGGGAAUGAAUUGGCUAUCCGCUAAUCACAUUCUUAUUGAUUGCAACGAGAAAAGGGUGUUGUUUCCCAACUCAGAGGAUGAAGUUAUGUUGAUGUCCUCGCAGCAGGUGGAUCAGGCCAUCCAAGAGGGAUCCCAGUGUUUCUUGAUUCUAACUCAACUAUCUGUUGAAAAGGAGGACGGACACCUUGAGACGGCAGUGGUGAGGGAAUUCUCUGAUGUGUUCCCUGAUGAGGUACCCGGCUUGCCCCCACCCAGAGAAAUCGAGUUCUCUAUUGACCUAGUACCUGGAGCAGGGCCAGUAUCAAUAGCACCUUACAGGAUGGCUCCUGCUGAACUGGCAGAGUUGAAAAAGUAG